CAGUGCGCAGCAAACUUGGCGUUUGGAGUAACAAAGAUCUAUGAAGUCUGUGGCGGAUCUAUGGAUCUUUCUCUUUUUAGUUAGUAGCGCUCUCGCUCUGUAUAAAAAUUUGUGGAUUUAGUGGUAAAGUGGUGUUUUGUAAUCGUUUGAAAAGUAUAUCUAGAAUUGUGACGAUCCAUAUGAGUGAUAACUGUUCCCGAUUAUCGCGCUAAAAUGGACUUAAACGCAAUAACCGUUAUUGUAUACCUGCGCGGUCUGACAUCGCAAGCGCUGGCCUCCCUCAGGUUUCGAUGACCAUAAGCGUCAGCAGGAAUCAUGAUCGCCAAUUUGCCGCUUCUUUUUGCUAAUGGCAAUCCGACAUCCCUGGCGGCGAUCAAGGUCGCUGAGCUGGAGAAGUUUAUAACAUUCAUGGUGACAUGUUCCUGGGGACAUGAUACAGCGAAAGACAUUCGGCAGCCACCAUGGUGGCCGAAAGAUGUUGCAUUUUCGCACCCCUUUGUGAGACCGAACGAGGUGCCCAAGGACUGGUCUAUGAAGUUGAGGAGUUUAGUGAAAAAAUGCUACGACUACCAUAAAAGCGCCUUCCUAUUAGUUUUUUCUGCGCAACUUUCGCGGUACCCACGCAACAGGCUCAGGUAUGUUGACAAUAAAGACCACACCACUUCACUUUACUUCAGACCUAGUGGCAGACUUCUGGUUACAUUCAGAAAUGAAAAUCUACAUUAUGACAGAUCUUACAAUCCCGUGGGCAUUGAAGAUGAUAUUGCAGAGAGACCUGCAGAUGUAUACUUAUGUGACAACUGUGACAGCCACUUUGAUAGUGCGGAAUUAUUGAGAGCUCAUGAGAGGCUAUGCAACAAUCCUGAAAAUGACCCAGGAGAGGAUAGAGGUCUUCGUGAUUUUCUUUCAGCCCUGAAACUUCAUCGAGUAGGUCAAAUAUUUGAGAAUGUUGCGGUUCCAGGUCCCAGUUCUCGUCCUGAUCCUCCUCCAAAUAUCCCAGUAAGACUUCCUCCAAGAAACAUUAGAAGUAGAGCUAAGCAACUUAGAAAUAAUGCAAACAGAAAUAAUGCAAACGUAGACCGAGGUCCACUGUAUCCAUUUUCAUCACUGGCUUACAGACGGAGUGCUACAACAAGUUGCCAGAGGGAUGGAAGGGAUUUGAGCUUUUCAAGAGAAAGGGUAGAAAGAUAUUGUUGCACUACAACACCUUUUAGUAAAAAUUACAAUGUUAAGAUAAAAAAUCAACGAUUUCCUGUGAGAUACCGAAGACCGUUGAGCUAUUGGAAUAGAAAAUAUGUUUUUCCCGAUCAGCGAAAUAAAGGAAUACUCGAUAUUAAAGGUCAACUGCUCUUCUUGAAAUGUAAACCAUUUUCGAUUAAAUUAAUAAAAAUGUCAGAAAAAUGCAUACAGGAGUAUCUUGACAACUUGAGAAAAGAAAGAGAGAGUAAGCAACAGACCUUGGAAGAUAAGGACAUUGUAUUUGUGGAUGGACUAGACUGUGAUCAGCCAGCUGAUUCGGAAGUGACGAUGGACCCCUUGAAGCGAUUGGACAAUGUUUGUGAAGUGAUUGACUUGUGUUCAGACGAUGAGACUACUAGUGUAAAUGAGAACUGUGAUCCUCGUGCAGGGGUGACUUGUGUGAUGCGCGGUGGGGCUGUGCUGCGGCGUACCGCAGCGACCCCACAGGCCCUGCCCGCCGAGCCAUGUGGCGCUCGUCAGCGCCCUCUACCCGCCGCCGUACUGCAACCACAUCCCGUUAUUCUCAUUGCGCAUACACACGCUCUGAACAAUUUACAAACUAUCUCCAUAGAUUGAAUUUCCAUGUAAUAAUAUUUAUCUUUAGAAAAUUUGCUAAUUAUUAUUUAUUAUUCUUCAUGAUUAAACUAAAUAUCAAUAUCAAAGAAAUUUCAUUUCGUGUCACUAUUGUCACUUUCAUCGCCGCCAUUUUGUGGAGUCUAUGUUGUUGUGCGGACAAAAUGGCGGACGAAUAACAGCCAAUGACAACUUGAUAAAAAUACGUAAACAACAUCUUAUCAAGUGUAUAGUGUAAAAUCAUGGAAUAUUUAGAAAAAUAUUGUUAGUAUAAAUGUUGUCAAUAUUUUAUAACACCAUUUUGGUCCACAUGCGUUUGCGCAUGUCUUGAAACUGUGUUAUUUUUUGUUAAGUAACAGUAUAAGUAGGUAGGUACAUUUUGUAAAACAAGGAUCAUAUUAUCUUUAGAUGGUCAGUUCGCCUAAUAAUAAAAUGUGUAAAUGUGAAUAAUAUCAUUGUUGACUAUUUCCUCUUAUGAGUCUAGCUUUAUAAAUUUACCUGAAUCUUCCUUCUCAUAACUAUUACGUUUGUUCAGAAAUGACCGAAUGUUCUACUAAAUUUUAUGCGCAAAAAUGAGUGGUGUUUUGGAUUCUCAAAAAUUUAAAGAACACUUAAUAGUUAUUUACGUUAAACUCUAAUGAAGCGUCCACAUCUGUCGAAUUCUUGUAAAUCUCAUGAACUUCGCACGGGUGGUGUGUGUAUAAAUGCUAGCGCGCAGUUUACAAGAUGCUCGCGAGCGGUACAUUCGUCGGAUGUGGACGUACGUAGCCCAGAACUCACUCAUUUUUAAGCGGGCUGGAAAUGUUACGAAAUUGAAGGCGGAUACUAGAACGCGCUGAUAUCUGAUCCAUUGUGUUCAAGCUAAUCAUGAUUGGUACGAAAAUGUUUAGUUUUUCUUAGUUUGUUAUUCAGCACGAUGAAGAAAUUAUGUUCUUUAAUUCUUUCGUUUUUGGCUAAUGCGAAUUUAUCUACUAACAUUUACUGCACCUUUGAUUACACUUUUUAUUUAAAAUCACUUGAACAGGGCUCUGUUUCUCAUGUCUUAAAUAAUAUUAAUGUUAAAGUUUUUAGGAUCAUGGAUCUCGUAACUUCUUUAAAACUUUGUAGCAUUAGUCAAGAAUUUGGAAUUUUUAAACCAUUUUGGAGUUACAUUACAGUCUUGUGGCCAAUUAUGGCGUUCGUAUAAUUCCAUAAUAUGUAAUAGGUAAAUAGGACUUGAUUCAACCAAUUGUAAAGUCUCGUUUUUAUUAAUACUCAUGACUGAAUUUGCUGAUGGUGCGAUUGUCAUCAAAAUGUAUGUUUGUAUAAUACGAGUAAGCAUUGAUUCAGUCAGUUUCGUAAAAUGGAGAAAAUAUGAUAGAUAAUGCAUGCAUGUUGUGUCGAUGUACAUAUAUUUCCAUUGUAACUAUUUGAUUUUGAAUGUGACGAUUUAAAAACUGUUUGUUACUGUAAAUACCUACAUAAUUAUAUAAUUUGAUUUAGUCACGUACUAAUUCAAAUGAACUGAAA
Molecule: messenger RNA, 3321 nt
Organism: Spodoptera frugiperda (fall armyworm)
Lineage: Eukaryota; Metazoa; Arthropoda; Insecta; Lepidoptera; Noctuidae
Gene: ova
Exons: 1
Coding region: 316-1815 (499 amino acids)
Source: RefSeq, a predicted model, not a curated record